GCGACGACACACAUACACACAAGGAAAAAUGGCGACGCUGGCCGCGGACCGUUGGAGGGAUGAGCUGCCUGGCCACGAAAUAUUCUGUAAACUACAAGAGAGCCGGAUUUUGGAGCCACAGGGAACGAGCAGAAGGAUAGUUAAAAACCUUACGUUUUGCCUGAAUGGAGAUUUGUUUGUGUGGGAUAAUGUAAAGAGCGUGUUUUAUACAACAAACCUACGGCUGCUCAACUCUGAGCUUACUUCCCACACGGCGAAAUACCAGACUUUGAUGUGCAUCAACCCACCACUAUUUGAAGUGUGUCAGGUUCUGCUCAGUCCCACUCAGUAUCAUGUGGCUCUCAUUGGUCAGCGUGGGGCAACAGUGCUGGAGUUACCCCAACGCUGGGGCAAGAAGUCAGAAUUCGAAGGUGGACGCCUCGAGAUCAACUGCAAGACGAUUCCUGUGGCUGAGCGCUUCUUCACCAGCUCGACCUCCGUGACCCUGCGCCAAGCUGCUUGGUACCCCAGCGAGACGGAGGAGCCCCACCUAGUACUGCUCACCUCAGACAACACCAUCAGGUUCUACAGUCUUAAGGAGCCCCAGACUCCAGCGCGAGUGCUUCCAGUGUCUCAGUCUGACGAGGAGAGCACCAUCCACCCAAGAGGGCGCUCCUAUGCAGCCUCUCUAGGCGAGAUCGCGGUGGCGUUUGACUUUGGGCCGUUAGUCGACGCCCCUCGCCACCUCACAGGCACGCGGCUGAAGGAAGACCUGCUGGUUUACCCGUUAUACAUCCUCUACGGGAACGGAGAAACAUUUCUGAGUUACACGUCUCUCACCUACGUUAAUCUGGGGAAGCUCCUGGGUCCUCUACCCAUGUACCCUGCCGCGGAGGAUAACUACGGCUACGACGCCUGCGCCGUGCUCUGUCUACCCUGCGUGCCCAACAUCCUGGUGAUCGCCACUGAAGCAGGAAUCCUCUAUCACUGCGUCGUGUUAGAGGCAGAGGAGGAAGAGGAUGGUGGAGCUGUGGAGAGGUGGUCCCGAGGAUCAGAGACAGUGCCAUCGCUCUAUGUAUUCGAGUGCGUAGAGCUGGAGCUCACUCUCAAACUGGCCGCUGGGGAAGAAGAGGACCCAACAGAUUCGGACUUCACCUGCCCGAUCCGAUUACACGGAGACCCCCUGUGUCAGCACAGGUACCACUGUACACACGAGGCAGGCGUUCACAGUGUAGGACUCGCGUGGUUCAACAAACUCCACAAGUUCCUCCAGUCAGAUGAGGAGGAUAAGGACAGCCUGCAGGAACUGGCAGCUGAGCAGCGCUGCAUAGUCGAGCACAUCCUCUGCACCAAACCCCUCACAAGCAGUUUACCAGCUCCUGUUCGUGGAUUCUGGAUCGUGUCCGAUCUGUCUCUGGGUGCCACAAUGAUCUGCAUCACCAGCUCUUACGAGUGUCUCCUGCUUCCUUUGCUUAGUUCUAUACGUCCUCCCUCUCCUCCUCUGUUGUGUUCGCGGGUGGGAGCGGAGGAGGGGUCUGUAAGCUCCCCGCUGCGUGGACUGGCUCAUGACUCGUUUGAGCAGCACAUCAGGAACAUACUGGCGCGCAGCUCCACCAAUCCGCUCAUGCUCAGGUCAGGGGAUAAGGACGCCUCUACUCCCACUCCAGAGUGUCUGCAGCUACUGAGCAGAGCCACGCAGGUCUUUCGGGAGGAGUACAUCCUCAAGCUGGACCUGGCCCGUGAGGAAAUGCAGAAAAGGGUCAAACUGCUGACCAGCCAGAAGAACAAGCAGCUGGAGGACCUCACAAUGUGCCGGGAGGAGAGAAAGAGCCUGAGGGAGGCAGCAGAGCGCCUGGCCGACAAGUACGAGGACGCUAAAUAUCGGCAGGAAGCCAUUAUGAACAGGAUGAAACAUGUGCUGGGUAGCCUGCGCAGUCAGCUUCCAGUGCUGUCCGACAGCGAAAAGGACAUGAAGAAAGAGCUGCAGACCAUCAACGACCAGCUGCGACACCUCGGAAACAGCAUCACACAGGUGAACAUGAAGAAGGAUUACCAGAAGAAGCAGAUGGAUAAAGGCUCGUCUUCAGCUCGAGCCACCAUAACUCUAAAUGCCCACCAGAGGAAGUGUGUUCAGGGCGUCUUAAAAGAACAGGGUGAACACAUUGCUGACAUGAUGAAGCAGAUCAAAGACAUCAAGAACCAUUUCAAUUUCUGAAGAGCAGUAGUGAGAAGUAAUCGCUGACCGCAUACCACAAAGCACUAUAUUCAGCUCGCAGUGCCGAAUUAUCUUUGCAGCUUGUACAAUGACUCUGAGGGUAAAAGAUAAGCUCGACACGUUUGUAUACAGUAGCUUUUAUAUGUUGUGUGUACAAGUGUAACAAUCUGUUGGAGGAAAUAAAAUGUUUUUGUACAUUUAAGAA
This is a messenger RNA of Pangasianodon hypophthalmus (striped catfish), 2399 nucleotides long. It is a transcript of the gene nup88, whose product is annotated as nucleoporin 88. NCBI's taxonomy places the organism in Eukaryota, Metazoa, Chordata, Actinopteri, Siluriformes, Pangasiidae. The transcript is spliced from 17 exons. Bases 29 to 2194 code for a protein of 721 amino acids. Gene Ontology annotation, molecular function: structural constituent of nuclear pore. Gene Ontology annotation, cellular component: nuclear pore. Gene Ontology annotation, biological process: ribosomal small subunit export from nucleus; ribosomal large subunit export from nucleus; mRNA export from nucleus. The record is from RefSeq and is a predicted model, not a curated record.